Messenger RNA from Phytophthora nicotianae INRA-310, 648 nucleotides. RefSeq lists its product as hypothetical. The record is from RefSeq and is a predicted model, not a curated record. Bases 1 to 648 code for a protein of 215 amino acids. The transcript has a single exon. Lineage: Eukaryota; Oomycota; Peronosporomycetes; Peronosporales; Peronosporaceae.
AUGGGGGCACAACAGGCUGUGGUGGUGGAGCAGCUUUGGAUGAAAGGAAGUGUGGAAAGCGAGAUGGCCAAGGUGAACGAACCAGACGAGAAUGACGUUGAUCCACCUCGUAUAGUCCAUGAUCCAGGUCCUCCUGCUCGAACACGAAAGCGUAGGCGCAGUGGAGGGAGUGCGUUGCUUAAUGUGGCUGGAAAGAAGAAGUGGAAACGCAAUCGAGGUGACGCUAAGAGAGUGCCUACUGGAAACAAGAGCAGUUAUCUUCAGCGCAAGCUCGACUACGUCCUAAAUCACUUGCGGUUGCUUGAAAGCAAUGUUGUAGCUGAAUCUCGACAAGUUCGUUUCGUCGUUGUGGACGAAGAGAGCGGAGCCACAAAUCGCCAGGCGAUUCACACGAUACCAAACUCGGAAGCUCCAGUGACCACAUCUUCUUCAGCUUCUUGUCAACCUCGCAAUCGACCUUUGGAGGUUUUCUUCAACGCCGAUCGAACUACGACUACAACAGCAGAUGCUGUGCUUGCAUCUCGGUCGAUAGGAAUCAGUGGAGCCAACAGCAGAUCGGCUCUGCGACGACAUCCAAUCAUCAGCUUAAGCAUUCAAGGAAGCAACGACAACCUAUUCUGCUUGGCAAGUCUAAUGCUAAAGCUGUAA